ACAAAACACUUCAACUCUUCCUGACGAACAUGAAGCUUACAUGUUUCCUGCUGGUGCUUCUGGUGGCAGUGGCGGUGGUAUCCGGCGAGCCCCACUUUAAAGGCAAAGGGUUCGGCAAGAAGGGAGGUGGAUUCCAUAGGCGCCCCAUACACGUAGUGCACCAGCCCGUGUAUUACCCCGUCCACUACGGCGGUUAUGGGGGAGGAUACGGGCACGGCGGAGGAUACGGACACGGCGGAGGAUAUGGGCACGGUGGAGGUUUUGGAUAUGGCCGGGGCUCCGGACACUUCGGUGGCUAUGGGCGGUGAGCUCUUAGCAAAGAAACACCACCACGACGGGUCUGCUAGCGGCAGUUCAAGACAACCUCCUCAUUCCGAAAAGCGGCAUGAAGCUUGUUGUGGACGCCAGUAGCAAUGUCAUUUGUCGUCUUUGCUCAUUAAUAUUAACGUAAUGCAUACAAAAUGUACACACACACACACACACACACACACACACACACACACACACACACACACACACACACACACACGGAUGAAUUCUUGUAUUCUAAUAUAUAUAUAUUUAUGCUGAAUAAACAAACUGUCCAUGAA
Messenger RNA from Portunus trituberculatus (swimming crab), 590 nucleotides. Its product is annotated as holotricin-3-like. Bases 30 to 308 code for a protein of 92 amino acids. The record is from RefSeq and is a predicted model, not a curated record. Lineage: Eukaryota; Metazoa; Arthropoda; Malacostraca; Decapoda; Portunidae. The transcript is spliced from 2 exons.